Molecule: messenger RNA, 1174 nt
Organism: Ailuropoda melanoleuca (giant panda)
Lineage: Eukaryota; Metazoa; Chordata; Mammalia; Carnivora; Ursidae
Gene: ITM2C
Product: integral membrane protein 2C
Exons: 6
Coding region: 101-1174 (357 amino acids)
Biological process (GO): negative regulation of amyloid precursor protein biosynthetic process
Cellular component (GO): plasma membrane; extracellular exosome; Golgi apparatus
Molecular function (GO): amyloid-beta binding
Source: RefSeq, a predicted model, not a curated record
CAGCCAAACUUCCGGUGCCUGCAGAGCGCGGAGCGGCGGCCGCACAGAUAGAGGCUGCACGGGCAGAGGCUGCAGGGCGGACGCACGGCAGGGCGCAGCCAUGGUCAAGAUCAGCUUCCAGCCCGCCGUGGCCGGCAUCAAGGCCGACAAGGCCGAUAAGGCGUCGACCGCCGGGCCGGCCCCGGCCGCCGAGAUCCUGCUGACGCCCGCUCAGGAGGAGCGGCCCCCCCCACAGCGCUACCGGAAGGGGGGCUCCGUGGGCGGCGUGUGCUACCUGUCGAUGGGCAUGGUCGUGUUGCUUAUGGGCCUUGUGUUCGCCUCCGUCUACAUCUACAGAUACUUCUUCCUUGUGCAGCUGGCCCGAGACAACUUCUUCCACUGCGGGGUUCUCUACGAGGACUCCCUGUCCUCCCAGGUCCGCACACGGAUGGAGCUGGAGGAGGACGUGAAGAUCUACCUCGAAGAGAACUACGAGCGCAUCAACGUGCCAGUGCCCCAGUUUGGCGGCGGUGACCCCGCAGACAUCAUUCAUGACUUCCAGCGGGGGCUCACCGCCUACCAUGACAUCUCCCUGGACAAGUGCUAUGUUAUCGAGCUCAACACCACCAUCGUGCUGCCCCCCCGAAACUUCUGGGAGCUGCUCAUGAAUGUGAAGGUGAGCAGCACCCCUCACGGCAUCUUGCUGCUCCCCCCCCGUGGGCGCCAGGCCUGGGGCAAGGGAGGUUCCUGCGUUGGGGGUGUUGCUGUCAGCUGGGCCCAGCACCCCAGGUUGGUCCUCCGUCCUCCAUCUUCCUUCUCCCACAUCCAGGUCAGCGCCCCCCCCUUUUUUUUUAAGAUUUUAUUUAUUUAUUCGACAGAGAUAGAGACAGCCAGCGAGAGUCCCGAGACCAGCUUCCUCAGCCCCCUAGGCCGUGCCCCACGUGGCAAUGCAGGGAACCCCCCAACCAGCACUCCCCCUUGGGCGGGAGACCAGAUUCCCCCACAUGCAGCAUUGGGGCGCAACCAGAAACUGCUUGGGAGCAUUCAGAGGACGAGCCAUGGGGGCUGUGGAUGGGGGAGNCUUUACGUCCUUCUAAGAGCGUGGAUCAACAAGCGAGGGGCCAAGAACUGCAACGCCAUCCGCCACUUCGAGAACACCUUCGUGGUGGAGACCCUCAUCUGUGGGGUGGUGUGA